CGGGUGCGGAGGAGAGUUCGGGGUCUCUGUAAGGCAGGGAGCCGCGACCCCGCCGCGGGCGAGGCGGGGAGGAAGCGAGGAUCGCGCCCCUUCCCCGCCUCCCGGCCUCCCGGUACCGGCAGCGCGAGGCUCCACCCUCUCUGCACGGGACGAACACCUGGCGGCAGGGCGUGCCUCAGUUUCCCAGACGCCUGGCGAUCCUCCGCCCCGCUCCUCCCCUUUUCCCUCUUCCUCUUCGGGGCUUCGGCGGCCGCGCCGCGAGCACUCCCGGAACUGAAAGAGGGUGCCGGGCCCGUCGGGGGCGCCGGCCACGUCAGCGGGGCGGCGGGGCGGCGGGGCGGUGCGGGAGCGGGGCCCGGCGGGCGCCAUGCGGCGGGGCGCGCUGCUGGCCGGCGCCCUGGCCGCCUACGCCGUGUACCUGGUGCUGGGCGCGCUGCUGGUGGCGCGGCUGGAGGGGCCGCACGAAGCGCGGCUCCGCGCCGAGCUGGGGACGCUGCGGGAGCAGCUGCUGCAGCGCAGCCCGUGCGUGGCGGCGCCCGCCCUGGACGCCUUCGUGGAGCGGGUGCUGGCGGCCGGCCGGCUGGGGCGCGCGGUGUUCGCCAACGCUUCGGGGUCCAACGCCUCGGACCCUUCCUGGGACUUUGCCUCGGCUCUCUUCUUCGCCAGCACGCUGGUCACCACCGUGGGCUACGGGUACACGACGCCACUGACCGACGCGGGCAAGGCCUUCUCCAUCGCCUUCGCGCUGCUCGGCGUGCCCACCACCAUGCUGCUCCUGACCGCUUCGGCCCAGCGCCUGUCUCUGCUGCUCACCCACAGGCCCCUGGCUUGGCUGAGGACGCGCUGGGGCUGGGAGCCCCGGCGGGCCGCCCGCUGGCACUUGGUGGCCCUGCUGGGGGUCAUCGUGGCCUUCUGCUUCCUGGUACCAGCGGCCAUCUUCGCCUACCUAGAGGAGGCCUGGAGCUUCCUGGACGCUUUCUACUUCUGCUUCAUCUCCCUGUCCACCAUCGGCCUGGGGGACUAUGUGCCCGGGGAGGCCCCUGGCCAGCCCCACCGUGCGCUCUACAAGGUGCUGGUGACAGUCUACCUCUUCCUGGGCCUGGUGUUCAUGGUGCUGGUGCUGCAGACCUUCCGCCACCUGUCCGACCUCCACGGCCUCACCGAGCUCAUCCUGCUGCCGUCCACCCCGUGCCCCGCCAGCCUCAGCGAGGAAGACGAUGAUCGGGUGGACAUCCUGGGCCACCAGCCAGAGCCACACCAGCAGCUGUCUGCCAGCUCCCACGCCAACUAUGCCUCCAUCCCCAGGUAGCCGGGGCGGGCACCGGGGACCCACAGGAGCGCACCUGCCGGGACAGCUACCUUGUGUCCGCCAGCACACGGGGCGGGCACUGCCUCCGUGCCCUGGGCUCCACCGGACACCGACACGACCUUGCUCUCCGUCCUUUCCCUUCAUUUCAAACCGCGCGCUCCGGGCCCCCGGCCUCUGCUCUUCCCGUUGGUUUACAGUCUCUCGCCUGUUCCACUGGUCUUGCCCGUGAGCCACUCCUCAGCUGCCGGUUCCACCGGGCGCUCCAUCUGGCCCUGUCCUCCGCCGUGACUGCCCGUCUCUCAGCCUUGACAGUUAGGUGGAAAGAAUACGUUUACUCGCCCAGAAACUCCCCGCUUUGUGCUGCCAUGCGCUGGCCAGCGCUGGAGGCACAGGAGUGGUGGAGGUGGCCCUGUACUGUGACGGCAGAGGUGGCCCCACACGGGCAGGACUGCGGUGGGGGGAAGGCAGAAUUGUUGGGGCACAAUGGAGAAAGCAUAGGCAUGUUCUUAAUCCGGCUUAAAAGGACUGGAGGGCUUCCUGGAGGAAAGGGGCAACUGAACCAAGACCUGAAAUUUGAGGAAUCGUCAGGGAAGAAGUCAUCCCUAACUUCCUUGUCUUAGGUGUCUCCGGGAAACGGGGCCGUGCAGGCCUGGGGACACACUUGCCAUCAGUAGCGCAGCAGGCAGGAAGCUGACAUGGGGCCCCAGCCCAGAUCUGCACGGAAGGCAGAGCUCUCGGCCAGGACGCUGUUGUAACAGCUGGCCGAUGCUGAUAGCUCCGGGCGCGGGGCUCAAAUCCCAGCACAGCCUGGUCCUGCCUGUGAAAGGUGACCCUAGAUAGAGCUGCUUGCCACCGAGGUUUUGCAGGUGCGGCGUUGUUUUGCGAAGCUUGCUCUGAGUGGGCCCUGCCCUGCACACUCUCCCUAUGAGGGAGGGGAAAUGAAUCAGCCCCACCCACAGAUGAGAAAACUGAGGCGGGGUGCUGGGGAUCUCCCUGGCUCAGCCCACAGAGGCAGAAAGAGGGGUCUGAUUUAUGUUUAGUGCCCCUGGAGACUUGUCCCCUCCCAAGAUGCACCUCCGUGUGGUCUCACCGCUGGGGCCCAGCUGUGCACUUGUUCUCUGUCACUUCCUAUGGCGGGGACAGAAGCCACAGGGCCUUGGAGCUGGCCUUGCACAGGAGGGUUGGAAAGGCCCGGGGAGAAGACGCCGGGCUGGGGGUGGGGAGGAGCUGGGUGCGCCAGCCUGGAGCUGGGAGGAGGCGCUGGACCCGCUCCGGCCAGGGCCUUCCUGCGGCCCCAGCAGGGCUGAGAGGGAGAAGGGGUGGAGACGGCGACUUUGAAGGACAGGCCUGGGGGCGUGGCCUCCUCCCGCGGCUCUGAGUAGGAGAGGGUCGGGGGCGGUGUAGGCUUUAGAAGAUGUUCCGGUUGUGGUCGGGAGGUGAACCAGGGGGCGGAUGGGGCAGGAACACAGUAGGGGGUGGGCCGGGUGGAGCCUUGGGAGGGGGCGAGAGGGGAUGGGGUGGAGGGACCCGGCGGGGCCGGUCCCAGGGACCGGGCCUGGGAGAAAGGUGGGGUUUGUGGGGAGCAGCAGAGGCGAGUUGGGAGUGUGGGGGCUGGGCUCAGGGGUGGCCAGGACUGGAGACAGAGGUGAGGGACCGAGGGUGUAGUCCACACUCGGAAGCCGCGGCACUGCGGGUCUGCAGCAUUCGGAUAAAGCCACACCGUGUGCCAGGCCCUGCGGGCGAGCCUCAGCCCUCGGCAACCCCGGGGGAGUAGGGACAUCCGUCCCAGAGAGGCUACAUGACGUGUGCCCGUCAGCCGCGAGGGCGAGCCUGGGAUUCGGACGAGGCUUCGGUUGCUCCCGUCUUCCCUCGGGGGCUCUGAGCUCCCCACGGCCUCCCGCCAGCUCCACGCCUUCUCUGCUCUGCAGGGUCGGGGAGGACUGGGAGGCGGGGGCUUCCCCUUCUCAUCUGGAUGCCGCCUGCCGGCUUCUCCCUCCAGUGCCUCUAGGAACAGGUCCUGUCCGGUUCAAGACAGGAAAAACAUAAGAAGCAAAUAAAUAAAUAAAUAAAUAUUCAAGAGGCACAAAGGGACGCGGGGUGGGAAGUGCCGCUCUACACUUAGCAGAGGAACCAGCCACAGGCGUGGGCUGGUCGUUAUUUUUCGCUACUCACAAGUGAGAAGUGAACCUAGAGGGGGGAGGUGGGGAAGAUCAGGCUCUGGGGGCAGAGACCCUGGGUAUGAGUCUCCACCGUCGCUGCCCGGGGUCGCUGCCAAGGGUGAGUGAGUUCACUCCCUGCGCCUCUGUUUGCCGGGCUGUGAAAUGGGAGGAUCACAACCCCGACCUCGUGGACUUGCAGAGGAAGGAAGCGGCUGAAUCCUGCAAAGCCUGUAGCACGGGGUCUGCCACGGAGUUAGAUGUUGGCCAAUUAUUCUCGGGUCUGUACUGUGCUUUGUACAAAUCCAUAAAUUAUAGACACACAACGAU
Molecule: messenger RNA, 3795 nt
Organism: Oryctolagus cuniculus (rabbit)
Lineage: Eukaryota; Metazoa; Chordata; Mammalia; Lagomorpha; Leporidae
Gene: KCNK6
Product: potassium two pore domain channel subfamily K member 6
Biological process (GO): potassium ion transmembrane transport; stabilization of membrane potential
Cellular component (GO): plasma membrane
Molecular function (GO): potassium ion leak channel activity; outward rectifier potassium channel activity
Source: RefSeq, a predicted model, not a curated record